Molecule: messenger RNA, 1032 nt
Organism: Hydra vulgaris (swiftwater hydra)
Lineage: Eukaryota; Metazoa; Cnidaria; Hydrozoa; Anthoathecata; Hydridae
Source: RefSeq, a predicted model, not a curated record
AUGUCUCCUGACAGACUUGAACAUCUUUUGUCAUUAAUUGGAUCUUCAUUAACGAAAAAGUAUUGUACCAGUAGAGAUUCUAUAUGUCCGUCGCAAAGAUUAAUUAUAACAAUUCGAUACCUUGCUACAGGAGAAUCACAACAAACUCAGUCAUUUUAUUUUCGAGUUGGCAGAGCUACAGUUUGCCAUAUAAUUGAAGAAACUUGUUGUGCAAUAUGGAAAGUUCUCAAGAAAGUCUUUCUACGAGCCCCUAAUGACGUAAAUGAAUGGCAAAAUAAUAUUAAAGAGUUUGAUCAAAAUUGGAACUUUCCACAAUGUAUAGGAGCUAUUGAUGGAAAGCAUGUACGCAUUGAAGCACCUGCAAAAUCUGGAUCUUCUUUUUAUAACUACAAAGGGUUUUACAGCAUGGUUUUAUUAGCAAUUUGUGAUGCUAAAUAUUGUUUCACAAUGGGUUAUUUUAAUUUACCAAAAAUUUCUGAAUUUGAUCCUAAAGUUCCACCAGUCCUAAAUGGAGAUGACAUAUUUUCACUUAAAACAUGGUUAAUGAAACCGUACCCAGGUAAAAAUCUUACUGUUCAGCAAAGAGUUUUUAAUUAUCGCUUAUCUAGAGCAUGUAGAACAAUCGAAAAUAGUUUUGGAAUUUUAGCAGCUAGAUGGAGAAUAUACAGAUCUCCAAUUAAAGCAAAGCCAUUGAAAGUGGAACAUAUAAUAAAGGCUACUGUCUGUCUUCACAACUAUUUGCGUUUAACAAAUGGAGCGCAUUAUAUUCCUACUGGUUUUGUUGAUAGUCAAAGUCAUUCAGGAAUUGUUAUUCAAGAAGAUUGGAGAAAAGAAUUACAAGAUCAAGGGUGUUUGCUUGAUUUCUCAAAAUCAACAAGUAAAAGAUCUGUUUUUGAUGCAAUUGCAAUAAGAAAUACUUAUAAAGAUUAUUUUAAUUUAUGUGAAGGAAGCCUUUCGUGGCAAAUGGACUAUGUUCAAUCGUGUGGCCACAAUCCAUUAAAAGAUAUACUUCAACAGUUACCUAACAAUUAA